CACCUGCGCCACCUUAUAUUUUGCAACCUUCCAACAUCAGCUGUUUUUGUUGUUUGGGGAAGAAUGGACAAAAAGUUGCAGGGAUUUCAACUGGUGGCCCAGGAAAAGCUUUGCUCUAUUCUUUGCUCCAUACCUGGAAAAAAGGAGUUGAUUUUGGAGCCAGCUUUGAUAAAGCCACUGGAACAUGUUUUCACUGCCUCCUGGUUAAAGCUAAAGGGUAUUCAAAGAAUAUACAAACAUGAUGCGGAGCAGUCUUUGCCCCGAUCUUCAGAUCAGGUGCACAUUUAUAUGAUCCGCAGUGUGCUAGCAACAUUUCAGACCUUACUCAAACAACUGCAACCUGUGGCUUUGGAGGAGACGACGGACAUAUCCUUGAAAAUGUAUCACAUAAUUUGUGUACCCAGUUGCUAUUCCUACUUCCAAACCCUCCUCGAACAAGCCGGUCUUUGGGGACUGGUGCAACUGCAUCACUUUAACUGGGAUUUCAUCUAUUUCGACCAAGGAGUUCUUAGCCUGGAGCUGCCUAAUCUCUACGAGUGCCUCUACCUCCAGGGGAACACUUCUCCUUUGCCUGCGGUGGCCCAAAGCCUGCGAUUGCUUCAGAUGAUUUGCGGAGAAGCCGCUUUGGUCAUGAGCUACGGCAACCACUCAGCCCAGCUACUGCAAAUGUUAAAGGCCCUGGGCAAACUCCCGGAACCCACGAAUCCUCCGGAAUACGGCGGUUGGCUGAUCAUCGAUCGGGAUAAGGAUUACCCUGCCAGUUUGCUAACGCCUGCCAUUUAUGCUGGCCUCCUUUUGGAGGUUUUCGACCAGCGUUCCGGCGAAAUUGUGGUGGACAAGUUGAAGAACAAGAUCAGCAGCCAGCGGGUGGAGCUGCUGCAGGGAAAGAAACCCAAAGAGGGAAUUAACCCAGCCAGUAAACCCUGCUCCAUUCGCCUUAACUCAGCCUCCGAUGAAAUUUAUGGGGAUAAUCGCUACAAGCGUUUUGCCCAGGUCAGCAGUUUGAUUCACGCACAAGUUAAAGCCCUGGGCUUGGAGCUCCAGAAACUGAAUGACAUGCAACUGGAGGAGAUGCACGACUAUGUGGCCAGGAAGCUGCCCAAACUCACGGAGCUGAAAAGCAAGGUCCUACGGCAUCUGAAUGCCAGUGAGAUUGUCAUCCAAAUGAUGGGUAAUUUUAGAAGGCUGCAAACCCUUGAGGAGGACAUAUUGAACAAUGUGUCCAGGAAACGAUUGCUGAGUGAGAUUGACGAGCUGAUGACCACCGAUGGUCAGAGAUAUAAUACCCUACGAUUGAUGUGCCUUCUGCAUCAUUGUGCUGGUGUGGCGCCCGAGGAGCUGCAAAUCUUUGCGAGAAACUACUGCAAUCUAUUUGGCCACCAGGAGUUGGGCGUUUUCCAGCAGUUGUCGCAGGCGGGAUUACUUCCACCACUUGUGGCCGAAAAGAAGGCGCCAGCCAAGUUGCUUUCCAAUCUCCCGCUGCCCAAAUUCCAGCAAACAGAGUUUCAAGCCAAUGCUAAUCGGCUAAAGCUUCUAACCUCCUGCGGAGAUGGUCAGGAUGGUGGUUCCUCCUCAAAGAACCAAGCUGGUGGCGUGCAAUCCUGCCCCAGUUUCGUGUUCAAUGGCACCUACAUCCCUUUAAUAGCGCAGCUCUGCUCGAUUUUGUUGAAAACCAAUAGUGCUGAGGAGUUAUCCUCGAAGCUGGCCAUGAUUGAGGGCUUGCACCUGCAUCAGGAUGGUGGAAAAAUCACGCCCAAGGCCUAUGCUAACCAACUUAAGGUUAAUGGAGGCGCAGAUCAGGAUGUGUUUCCAUUACGCCUGAGGAAUCUCUUUGUUUUUGUUGUGGGAGGGGCCAGUUAUGCAGAAAUCGCCGCCUGCGAUUUUGUGGCCAAGCUCACGGGCGCCCAGAUAACCGUGGCAUCUGACUCUCUAAUGGCAGGCAGCGAUCUGAUCGCAACCGCCUUCACCCACUGACCACGAAUUUUUUAAGAAUCUGUGUAUAAAAUGCUUUAUAUAUUUUUAUAUAAAACAAAAGUUUAAGAGUGUGAUUAAUAAAUUUUAAAAUUUUAUGAC
Drosophila rhopaloa is the source of this 2073-nucleotide messenger RNA. RefSeq names its product vacuolar protein sorting-associated protein 33B. Gene Ontology annotation, cellular component: CORVET complex; lysosome. The transcript has 4 exons. The record is from RefSeq and is a predicted model, not a curated record. Bases 64 to 1974 code for a protein of 636 amino acids. Gene Ontology annotation, biological process: intracellular protein transport; vesicle-mediated transport. NCBI's taxonomy places the organism in Eukaryota, Metazoa, Arthropoda, Insecta, Diptera, Drosophilidae.